AUGCCCUCGCACAACGAGCUUAUUGGCCAGGCGAAGCAAAGGCAACAACAGCAACUUCAGGCUUCAGCUACGGCAUCACAGCAGCUCAAUAGCACAGUGAGGGCGCUCAUUCUGUCGAACUCAAGCAAUUCGAGCCAAUCUUGUCUGUCCGUACUAGACAAAAUAACCACCAUUCAACAGCUAGAUAAGCAAAUAAAUAAACAGCUACAGGAUGGUAUAGCUGCAAACUAUGAAAGAUUGUUAAAAAGUAAGAAAAACUUGGAUACGCUACUCUCAAAGAAUGAGGAUAUGUUGAACUAUGUGACGAGUGCCCAUCAGCCAAAGAGAACACAAAACGUGGAGCAUGUUUCUGUAGUUGAUGGGCUUCAGCGCAAAGCAGAAUUGGUGGAUCAAGACCUUCGAAUAUUGGAAAACACCUUGAAGUUUGUUCAACAGCUGAGAUCCAGUAGUUGA
This is a messenger RNA of Dujonia railenensis, 453 nucleotides long. The record is from the annotation of a GenBank genome assembly. Lineage: Eukaryota; Fungi; Ascomycota; Pichiomycetes; Serinales; Debaryomycetaceae.